This is a messenger RNA of Fusarium musae, 1107 nucleotides long. RefSeq lists its product as uncharacterized. NCBI's taxonomy places the organism in Eukaryota, Fungi, Ascomycota, Sordariomycetes, Hypocreales, Nectriaceae. Gene Ontology annotation, molecular function: oxidoreductase activity, acting on NAD(P)H. The record is from RefSeq and is a predicted model, not a curated record. The coding region runs from base 1 to 1107 and encodes 368 amino acids. The transcript has a single exon.
AUGCCUACUCAUCUCGCCGCUAUCUGCCCAGGCAAAGGCCAACCCUUCCAAGUCCAAGCACGAUCCACUCCAAAGCCAGGACCAGAAGAACUUCUCAUUGUAGUCAAGUCUGUCGCUCUCAAUCCAGCAGAUGUCAUCAUGCGCGAUCAAGGACUAUUCAUCGCAGGAUAUCCCGCUGUUAUUGGCUUCGACAUGUCCGGCUUGGUACUACAAGUCGGCGAAAAUGUUCCAGCUGGCGAUGAUGGCUUCCAGCCCGGCACUCGUAUUGCUGCAUAUUCUGCUUCUGCUUGGAGAGGCUGCGCUCCCGAUUACGGUCCUUUCCAAGAAAAAUGCCUUGUCCCGUGGCAACAUGCUGUGCGUCUGUCAGAUCAGGAGAUGUCGUGGAACCAUGCUGCGACACUGCCUGUGUCUGUGCAAGUACCUCUUAGCGCGUGGGAUAUGAUGCGUAUUCCAAGAUCCUAUGAUAAACUAUCUUCUCAAGAUCUCAAUCAGGCCGAGAAGAAAGAAGCGCUUCUUAUCUGGGGUUCAUCAUCCAGCAUCGGCACCAUGGGCGUACAAACAGCUCAUCUGAUGUGCCAAGAUCCCAAGUCGCCCUUUGCAGCUGUGUAUGCUACUGCUGGGCCAGCGAACCACGAUUAUAUACACUCACUCGGCGCCAGUCGUGUAUUUAACUACAAGGAUCCAAACGUUGUCGAGUUAAUUGUCGCCGCUGCAAAAGAAGAUGGGCUCGUCAUCCGACAUUGUUUCCUCGCGACCGGAAACCUUUCUUUUUGUCAGGCUGUGCUCAAAGAAUUUAUUGAUGUUGACCCUAUUGAGAGGAAGAUAGCUGCCAAAAUUGGGUCGGCUCCUUGGAUUCCAGCAGAUGCUGAGAACGUUGAUGGAGUUGAGGUCGUUUUCGUGAUGCCAUCGGCGGUUGAAGAGGAAAGACUGGAGCAGUUCAAGUACUGGAUUGGUCAUUAUUUGAGUAAGAAGUUGUCUAAUGGUAAUAUUAGACCAAGUCCUGAGCCUAGAGUUGUAGGGAAAGGUUUGGAGUUCAUCAACAGUGCUUUGGAUAAGAUGUCUGAAGGCGUCAGUUGUACAAAGUUAGUGGUGGAAAUUGGGGAAUGA